Molecule: messenger RNA, 612 nt
Organism: Spinacia oleracea (spinach)
Lineage: Eukaryota; Viridiplantae; Streptophyta; Magnoliopsida; Caryophyllales; Amaranthaceae
Exons: 2
Coding region: 1-612 (203 amino acids)
Molecular function (GO): catalytic activity
Source: RefSeq, a predicted model, not a curated record
AUGAACAUCACGAAAGCUGGCUCUGAGCCGUGGUACUUCACGGCGGUUUAUGCAAGCCCGGACCCAUCUCGACGUCGUGAACUUUGGAAGGAACUGAAAGAUUUUGCGAAUACCCACAAGAAACCAUGGUUAAUUGCGGGUGAUUUUAAUAAUACGAGGUUCCCUAGUGAACGAAACACUUCAUGUGCUGAAACCUCUCGACACUCUGCUAAGUUCAAUAAUUGGGUCGAAGACAUGGAACUUUUAGAGAUUGAAUUUACCGGUGCCUCUCAUACCUGGGCUAGAGGCUUAAACCCGGAAAGUAGAAGGAGUGGUCGGCUCGAUAGAUCCCUUUGCAACACUGAGUGGGGUUUGAGGUUCGAACGUGCAAAGGCGGUUUGGCUGACACACGAGAAUUUUCAGGAAUUUGUUCGAACCAAGUGGAAGCAGUCAGACCCCUUGGUACCGACACUUAAACAUUUAUCAGAAGAAUUGCAGAUAUGGAGUAAAGAGGUUUAUCAUAAUAUUUUUCGUAGAAAGCGAUCUCUUACGGCCCGUAUAGAGGGGAUUCAGAAAACGUUAACUUCAGGGUACCACAGGGGUCUUAUUAAAUUAGAAUUGAAGCUCCGCUGA